AUGACGCCAUCUCUCUUCCAAAUGCUGCUAUUGGCUGCUGCAACGAUAGGAAUAGCGCAAACGCGGCAUUUACCCGCCAAGGAAUUGGCAAAACACCAAGUGACGUCAUCACUGGGCACAAGGGUUGCUAGCGUUGCUAGCGUUGAAACGCAGAGCAUUCUCAAAUAUUACAACAACAACCACACGAGCUUUGCGGUAGAGGGCGCAAACGCUAGCUCAACACAGCAGCCGCAGCCGCAGCCAGCAUUGGAGCAUCCAAGGCAAAGACAAUUGAGGCUCGAGGACGACGGCAACGGCAUCGCUUUGACUGUCUACAUCAGAUCGCCGAAGAGUGUAGUUCAGGACUGGAGUUUGGUGUGCCAACAGCUCUGCGGAGCUGGCCUGGGCGGUCCGCCGUGCGAUUCCCACUGCCACAGCAGCGAGGAACCGUCGCUUCUACCAGCGUUUUCCGGCAACAAACAAAAUAUUUGCAAGGAUCUUUGUAGACUACAGCUCGGUGAUCAGAGUUGCAACUGCACGGCUGACGAUGUGGCCACUACUAUGUCACAAAACACUACGAACUCCCAGUACGAAUGGGGCAAUGCAGUCUGCAGCAGCUUUUGUGAACAUUCCAGAGAAACGCUGACCGGCUGUAGCAUCUGCAUGGAGGACGACGCGGAAGUGCAGGUUUCGAUGCGAUCCACGGUGGAAACAACAACACCAGACUGGAAGGAGUUGUGUGUCGCUUUAUGUAAAACUGGCGAUGGCGGGUCUUUGUGCAAUUGUGAUUUGGCGCCGUUUUUUUAAAGAUCUAGCAGGGCGCGAGCACGGGUGGGCAACAUUAAACAUUCGGAUGUUUGAAAACAACCUGGACAAAGAGACUUUCACUACCUGUGAAAUGUUGCUGACUUUUAGCUGCUCUGCGAGGUCUCUUAAAUGAAAUUUAUUUCGACGACAACACUUUUUAGUUAUAUUGUUAACUGUUUUAAUUGGCUUAACUUAAGGUAUGUUAUUAAAGAAAUAAACUACAACUCAUACAUACAUACAUAUAUGUGAGAAUAAUUUAUGUUACAGACUUACAGAAAUUAUAACUCAGUUAAAUUUUCAUGGCUAGAAGAAACUUUAGCCAAUUCAAGUUGCUUUCAUUUGUUACGUUUAUGCCGUACAUAGAUACAUACAUAUACAAUAUGUAAAGCCCAGAAGGUGUGGCAAGCGUUGCAUGAGAGUGAGAAAGUAGACGUGUCAAAUUAAAAUAAAAAGUGAAAAAAAACUAAAUCAACUAAUCCCUAUGCGAAUCAAUUAAUUUAUAAUUAAUUUGAAUUAUAGUUAAAGGAAAGAGAGAGAGUGUUUAACUAACGAAAAUAUACUACAAAAACAAUUAUAUACAUAAAGCUGCAGUAUAUACUAGAAGAGACGUAGACGAAUAUACAUACAUAUAUACAUAUAUAUAUAUACAUACAAACACAUAUCCAUGGCUAAAUGCUUAUAUACAUACUACAUCUAUACAUACAAAUUUAAGGUGCUUUCCAUGCAUAACAUACAUACUUACAUAAUACAAGCACUUAAUUGCAUACAUACAUACAUAUCUAAUCCAGAGUUGUCGAGUUUUUCCGUUCAAGUUCUUGUUGCACAAUUUUCAAACGAAACUACCAAAGAAAAAAUUGGGAAAAAAAUACAACAACAAAAUCACCAAAGGGCUUCCAGGAUGCCAGCGUGGAAUUUUUGAGUCUUGUCUCUUUAGGGAAAGCAAAAAUCCAGCUGGCAUACAAAACUCAAAGUGUAGAGUGUAAAAGUAGGUUAAUAAAACUAAACGUGUUAAAAGUGCGAUGAUUCGAGAUUUUGUGCAACAGUGAAAACAAAAACAAAGAAAAAAAAAACGAAAACCAAAAGAAAACAAUAAAUUAUUAUUUGAACUUUUUUAAUGGUUUUCAUUGGAUUGGUUUUUGGAUUUUUGGGCGUUUCUCUUAAACUUGAAUAACUGGGAAACUCGAGACUCGACAAAUAUUACAACCAUGCCAUAGUUUCGAGCUUUUUGAAAUUUUCGAAACAUUUUUCAGUUUAAGGGAAUGCACUUAAUAUUUUAUUUAUCUUCAGCAACUAUCUGAAACGGUAGAUUAUUUUACUUUGGUAAAAAAUCAAAAUAGAUUACAGUAACUAAUUUUAAUUUUUACAAAUUUAUUUAAUUUAUUUGCCAACAAUAUUUUAAACCGUUCUAUUACGAAAUUUUGCACAUAUAAAUAUGUAUAAAAAAGUAUAGACAAAAAAAUGUAUAAUCAAAAAAAUAGGUAUAUUAUUUUAGCCAACAAGCUGGAGUAAGCUUAUAAACAGUAAAUAAAAAACAAUUUUGUAGUACUAUUAAGCUACUUUGGAAGACAAAAAAAAAACCAAUAAUUAUAGUAAGUAGGAAUUAAUGGAAAUCAGAAAAUCGUUUUGGAAGACAUUUUUCAUUUUUACGAAAAGUAAACUUUUCGGAAAACAUGUGAAUUUUAAAAUAAUUAUGCCAUUAUAAAGUUUGGAAGACAAAGCCGUGAACUUGAAUAUCUUUGACCCAAGCAACGGUAAAACUUGUAUAUUCAUACACUCAUAAAUAAAUGCAAAAACCUAGAAAAAAAGCUUAAGGGGGAUUACACAAAAAAUAUUAACGUAACUUAGCCAAAUUAUUAAAAUAUCAAAAAUAUAUAUGCGUACAUAUAAAUUAAAAAAAAAACGCAAUACUUAUAAAUUCUAACCGUUAAAUGUAUAAAAAAAAACAAAAACAAAUUAAAAUUUUCAUUUCACUUCGAUGAAAGCUCAAACCAAUAGGCACGCAAAGCUUUCCGCCAACUGCCGCGAUUACGAUCCCCAGCAGGCGGAAGAAGCAAAGCGGGUGUUUUAAUUUGGCUUAAAUCUACGCUGUGACUGACAAUAAAGGCAAAUUCUUGAGGCGAACACACUCCUGUGGCUUCCUCAUAGCCAAUGUCCGGAGGAGGAGGCGUUUGCAGAGAAUUUCCAUUUCGACAUAGCGCAAACUAAUACACACACAAAUACCCAAUAAACAUAAACAAAAACUAUUUAAAAAAAAAUGUGUAAAUGUUAGCUGCAUAUGACUAAGUAAAGUAAGACAACGCAUACAUACGCAUAUACAUACUUCCAUGUGAACGUAAUAAGUUUGUAAAAAAUCAUUAUUUAAGCAGAUCACAACAAUGGCAUUCAAAGCAAAGAGCAAACGCAAUAACUUAGCAUAAAUCUUAAAUGUAAAAAAAAAUAGAAAGUACCUACUUAUUUACAUACCAACCAACCCAUUUUUGAUUUCAAAAUUUGUUUAGCAUUUGUCCACAAUUUUAUGGAGGCAAAGUUUCAGAGCACAGCCAAAGAUAGUCGAGAAACAAUUUUUGAUGUCGACAACAUUUUAUGACCCAACCAUUUACUGGAAUGUAGCCAAACAAAAAAAAAAAAA
Molecule: messenger RNA, 3415 nt
Organism: Rhagoletis zephyria (snowberry fruit fly)
Lineage: Eukaryota; Metazoa; Arthropoda; Insecta; Diptera; Tephritidae
Source: RefSeq, a predicted model, not a curated record